CGCAGUGUCGUAUGAAGUUUGAUGACGCAUGUUUUUGUUGUCCAGUUAUCCCGGCGCUGAGCAGUUGGCUCUGUCAGAGAAAAGUGAGAAUUCGCCAACGAGCCCAACCAACCGACUAGCCGAAAUAAACUACAGCGAUGUAGUUUCCAAGGAGAGUUGUUUACAAGUCUGCUGCUAACAGGCUAUAGCGGUAGCUCAGGUCUCAGUCCUCGCUGGGCUCGAGGAUACUUUGAACUACUGAGGUCAGCUGUUAGCUUAGCCACAUGCUAACUGACACUGCUGUUAUAGUCGCCGCCGUCCCUCCGUCUUCUAUGAAGCUGCUGCUGCUGCCGUAAACAUGUGGCAGAGUGUCGGGCUCACGCUGCUGGUCAUUGUGGCCACACUGGUGUGUGCGCUGCUCUUCAUGAUGUUUGGUUGGUAUGUGGUCUGGCAGCUCUUCUUGUCCAAGUUCAAGUUCCUGCGAGAACUGGUAGGGGACGCCAGCACCCCGCAGGCUGAAACCCAACCAGCUGAACCCAAGAGCGAACACUCAGCCAGCGCCACCACUCGAAAUCGCCCCAGGACUGCGCGCCAAAGGGUGGCCUUUUCAGAAACGUCCUCCUAGAUCGUGAAGAUGUCUCACUCUGACAACAAACAUCACACGUUUUCACCACUGACUUGACACUACAUCACACUUGGACCAUGUCCACAUUCAGUAUUUGACCUCCUCUCUCCUCACCAGGACACUUCAAACAGACCGGGCCGAGCUGCUGGGUUUUUAAAGGGAAAAGCCAUUGACUGUUGCACGUUUCUGUGGAUUAUUUAGUUUUAAUAACCUGUUUCAGUCUAACAUCUUUAUGGAGUUCAGGAAGCUUCUCCCUCACACAUCUGUCCUCCUCCAUACAUGUCAUUAUGUAUUUCCUUCAGACUCCUGGGCUUGUCUGUGGCAUUUCAACAGGAACAAAUAGAAAGUGUGACCUCUCUUUCUUGGAAGACUUGACGGUGAGGGAACGUCCAGGCUGUCGUUGUCUUGUUCCUCUCAUGGUUCACUGGAUUUGUGAGGAGAUAACUGUCCAGAAAUAAUAGUCUGACACAAACGGCAGAGCUCAUACACAUGUUUUUAUUAUUUUAAAUAGUAUUCAUUUUACUUGAAGAGUCAGAUGAACGUUUUUAGGUGUGUCGACAGAUUCUGUUGAGGAACAGCUCCUGGACCUGGUUGAGAAGCUGAACCUUCUGGUCUGUGUUGCCCGGGCGUCUCUGUCCUGCUGUCUGCACCAGUGCCUGUCAUCGUCAUCAUACAUCAUACAUCACAUCCACUGUUUAUUACAUGGCCACCUGUAACUUCCUGAUUGACGUUAGAGGGUGAAUUUAAGCUAACCAGGAGCUGGGGGUUAAAUAUUCUCUAUGGAGACAAGUUGUGUAUCCACUGCACCUUUUUUUUUAUUCACUGACUUUUUUGGGUCCUAAAAUGGAGCUAUAGCUUCAAAUAAAUAAUGCCAUAAAUGCAAAACCAUUGUGUUAUUUG
Cynoglossus semilaevis (tongue sole) is the source of this 1504-nucleotide messenger RNA. It is a transcript of the gene smim13, whose product is annotated as small integral membrane protein 13. The record is from RefSeq and is a predicted model, not a curated record. The transcript is spliced from 3 exons. Bases 338 to 604 code for a protein of 88 amino acids. NCBI's taxonomy places the organism in Eukaryota, Metazoa, Chordata, Actinopteri, Pleuronectiformes, Cynoglossidae.